Salmo salar (Atlantic salmon) is the source of this 5154-nucleotide messenger RNA. Its product is annotated as inositol 1,4,5-triphosphate receptor associated 2. The record is from RefSeq and is a predicted model, not a curated record. Gene Ontology annotation, cellular component: endoplasmic reticulum membrane. Lineage: Eukaryota; Metazoa; Chordata; Actinopteri; Salmoniformes; Salmonidae.
UCACAUGUCACUCAAGCCCUCUGAUUGAUUUCCAGAGUGUGGUUUGACUUUGAAGGCUGUAUCAAGCGAAUUGAGACUUCAACGAGAACUAUUUACGUUUACAAAAGAUAGGCAACACGGUAAAGAGCGCUCUUGUCCUGUUGUCACCCCCUGCUCCAGCAUGGACCUUGGAGUGACCCAUCGUCAACGCCACAACCCUGUUGACAGCAUCUGUCGUAAGCUGCAGACCAUCCAGCGGCACGACCGUGAGUUUAACCCCUCCUCGCCCUUCCAGAUCCCAAAGUUCACGUCCAGCAGCUACGACAGCCCCCAGUCCGGCCUGCGCCGCAACCUGGAAGUCAUCCUGAAGAAGCGCGAGAGGGAGGGGAUGUUAACCCCCAAGGGUUCACCCCAGCUUCCCAGGAGCUCCCACUGUCCCAACUCCACCCCAGCCAACCACACCAUGAACCCCCCAACCCCAGUCAAUGCUAAGUUUACCAUAACGAGUAAUCCUGGGGAGUGGACGGGGGUAGGGGUGGGGUUAGGAGGGCAAGGGAGAGGAUGGCAGAGAAACUGCUCCACCCCAGCUGUCCAGACUGGAGACACUUUUUUCAGCUUCUCUCAUGGUCACCGGUUUACUCAGCCUGAGGCAGGGACAUUGUCUGACGGCAGUGAGAGGCACAGGACCCCUUCUCUGUCUCACACACCUGCACAUAGCCUGCUGUCCUACAACCUCAACUUCUGCUCGUCGGACUCCACGGCCAACCUGCUGCAGUGUGAGCUGCCUUACCCGGCCCUGGUUGUCAAGAGACUGUCCAUGGGAGACGGAGCCAUGUCCUCUGAGAACCGGAAGGAGAUGGCUGAGGUCAGUCUGAUCUGUGAAGAGGAUUUACUAGACACCAUUUUCCAUGUUUGUGACACCCAACGCAGAGGUAAGGUGUACGUGUCUCGUAUCGUGGACUACCUGCGUCACACCACCAGCCGUGGUUCUGAGGACAGCGGGCUGGAGGACCUGUGUAAUAUGCUGGACCCGGAGCACAAAGAUGUCUCCAUAGACCUGGACACCUACCACGCCAUCAUGAAGGAGUGGAUCGAUGACUGCAGAAAGAAUGGGGACGACACCCCAGAGGACAUGACUCAAGAGUCUGUCAGACUCCGAGACAGCCUGUCAGCUAAGAGGUCUGUCCUGCUGAACAUGACCUCAGGCAGUCUGGAGGCGUUUGGAGGGGAGGUGUCACGAGCAGAUCUUGAGACGUCAGACCUGGUGUUCUGUGUGACCGACCUGCAGUUCAGUAACCAGAAGCUUCAGGAGGAGGUGAGGAAGCUGAAGCAGAAUGUGGAGACCAUGGAGGACCAUAACCAGAAACUUGCAGAGGAGAACGAGGAGCUCAAGUCCCAGGCCAGACUAGGCCAGCAGCUGGCCCAGAAGGAGAAGAUGUUGAAGGAUGAGGUGGAGGAGAUGAAGAUGAGUCUGAGCUGUACAGAGGAGGGUAGAGCCAGGGCCUCGGCUCAGACCAAACGUAUGGAGAGAGAGAACCAGAGUCUGAUUGUAAAGAUGAGCUGUCUUCAGGAUGAGAACAUCAAGGUCACCAUGGAGAUGGAUGACCUCCAGAAGAGGAUGAUUGAACUGUGUGACCUAAACGCUGAGCUGCAGGUCCAAAAUCAUUCCUUUGAUGCUGUCGUGAGUGAAAAGGAAUCCCUCAUAUUCCAGAAGUGCAGACAGAUUGAGGAGCUGAAGGCUACAGUGGAGGAGUACUCGUCAGUCACAGAGCUGUUGAGAGCAGACAAGACCAAGCUGGAGAGCCAGAUACACAUGAUGCCGCCAGACAUGGCAGUUGCAGGUAUCUCCCUGUCGGUGGCGUACAGGUUGAACCACAGCACUUCAGGAUCCCUGCAGACAGAACUGGCCCUUGCUCAAGCACCUCCGGAGGGUGCGGCAUGUGUGUCGCCGCUGAGCUUUGCAUCUGUGCUAGAUGAGACUCUGGACAGGGAGGUGUUCCGGCUCCUGCAGGGCCCCACACCUGACCAGAUGUCCCUGGAGUUCAAGAGCCUCAUCAACAAACUGAAGAGAGAUUUUAAGGACGAGGGCCACUCCAUCUUGUCAACACUCAGAGGACUCAUACACCACUAUGGAGGACCAGGGGCUAGUAAAGACCCCAGACUGCAGGCAGUGCAGUCUGAGCUGGAUCAGAGGAGGACAGAGUGGGGCCUCAGCCUGGAGCAGUUGGACCAGUACACCGACUCCCUGGAGAAAGAACUGAUCAAGAUGGCCAACAGCAUAAGGAGGUCCCGCACUGAGAUACUACACCUGUCGGUCAGGGUUCAGGAGCAGGAGAAUCAGAAGCGGCAGCUGCGUGAAGAGUUGGACCAGCUAAAUACCCCGGGGGACAGCAGGGAGGCCAGCUGCCAGACUCCUGACGAGGACACACAGGCUGGGGAGGACCUGGACUGGGACGAGGAGUUUGUCCUCCAAGGCUUCCUGAAGAACGAGGGGGUGGAGACGUACAGGGACUUCAAGAGUCAGGAGACGGGACCGACGGCGGAGGACAGACUGACAGAGAGAGGGGACCAGCCUGGAGAAGGGGAGGUUGGGGAGAGGUGGACUGUGGUGGGGGGAGAGGGACCAGAGGGGGGACUGAGGGGGAUCUCCCUUCUCUCUCCUCUCUCGGAACAAAGUGAACCCGACCAGACGGAGGGAGAGGAUCUGAGAGAAGCCACAGUGGCAACAGACAGUGACCAGAGGGUGAACGGUCUAUCCCCACAGGGUGCCAAACUACCAGAAUGCUUUGGGCUUGAGGACGCCCACCAGCAUGCUGUUGACACCGAGGAGCAUCCACUCCCUCCCUCCCACUCUUCUCUAUUGGAUGCAAUGAGCCCUGACACCAUAGUGCCCCUUCUUCAAGACACACCUCAGCCUGGCUCACCAGAACACGACAGGACCAUCACUGCUGGGAACAGUCCACCCCCCAGGCUGGCUGAGAUGGUAUCUCCCAGCUGCACUUACCCUGUGAUGGAUGAGACCAUUUUACUGACUGGCAGCCCCCAGCAGACAGACGGCAGUGAAAGAGGAAAAGGAGAGGACAUCACCACCUCGACCAAUAUGAGUGACACACAGAAGCAAACCAAGGACCAGUUGGCUGAGAGAGUGCUAGCAGAGGACAGCACCAGCCUGUUACCAGUACUGGAGGAGGAGGAGGACACACAGGAGUCGGUGGUGCAGGUGCCUACAGUGGAAGUGGACUUGUCAGGGACAGUUAGUCUGGCAGGGGACAAAGGCUCUCAGACCAUGGAUGGACUGAAUGUUGCGCCCACUGACCCAUCACAGGGUCCAAGGGAUGCUACGACGCCUGACCCCUCAGGAGCCAAAAUGGACUCCCUGGUUCUCAGGAGCAAGUUCAAGAAGGAACUGGAGCUGUCUCGCAGUAUGGAUGUCAUCGAGGAAGGGAAGGUACAAGAGGACCAGAGUGAAACCAGUGUUACCACAGAGAAGGACAUUGAAACCUCUGUUUCUGAGGACUCAACUGUAGGGGACAGAAGCAGCCUGUCCCCUAACGACAAGGAGAUUGAGGUAGUGACGGAGUUCCAGCGCCUGUCCCUGGGCUUUAAGUGUGACAUGUUCACCCUGGAGAAGAGGCUGAGGCUGGAGGAGAGGUCACGGGACCUGGCAGAGGAGAAUGUCCGGAGGGAGGUGUCCAGUUGCCAGGGACUACUACAGGCCCUGGCCCCUCUUUGUGAGGAUGAUAACCAGUCUAUGGACAUCAUCCAGAGACUUCAGAAGAACCUGGACAUCCUCAUCCAGGCCAUGACCAGAGUGUCCAGUCGCUCAGAGAUGCUGGGCGCCAUACACCAGGAGUCUCGUACAGGCAAGGCAGUAGAGCUAAUGAUCCAGCAUGUAGAGAACCUGAGGAGGAUGUACACUAAGGAACACGCUGAGCUCACUGAGCUGAGGGAGAACAUGCUGCAGAACGAGAGGUCCUUCGGAUCCCACUCUGGAGGAACACACUCAGAUGAUUUCAGAGGCAAGAAACAAUCUGGAGCAACGUCCUAUAAGGCAUCAGCCCGACGGGUCAGCAUAGCAGCUAUCCCCCGGUCCGGUGGGGGAGGGGGACCCAUGCAUUUUGACAUGCCUAACAAACCACAGGACACCACAGAGACGGAGGCGGAGAGACUCACCCGCAGAUCUCCCUGUCCCAUCCUGGCAGAGCAGGCCGCAGCAGCCCCGUGUUUGGGCUACUCCUCCCGGCCUGCGUCUGCAGCCAGCGGGUCCCGGGGACUGUGGCUCUGGCUGGCCCUAGUAGUGGUCCUAGCAGGCCUCCUGGCCCUCCUAGCCAGCCUGGUGCUGCAGCCGGCCGUGGAUGGAGCGCCUGUGGGGACCGGGGACUCCUGGGUGACCAUCCAGCAGCUCCUGUGGCCCUACACAGGGCUGAGGCAUAACGGACAGCCACCGGUUUAGAGGGGCUGUGGCCCCAACAGACAGGGAUGGACGGGCAGGCAGGCAUCUGGCUAUGGUCAACCCCUGGAAGGUCUUCUUCUGCAACUUGAACCAUGUGUGUUAGACUAGUUAGUGUGUGAAGACAGGAGCAGUCGGUGUGUUGGUACUGGGGCUACUGAACACUGACCACCACAGAUUUCCUAUUGAUGCCCGGAGACAUUCUACAGCGCCGUUACGGAAGGGGGAUUGUAAUGUUGUUGGCCGUUGUAUAUGUGAGCACAAUGUUGACCAAUCAAGUCAAGGACACCAGCAUUGGGCUGUCCAAUCAUGUAAUGGACUUCAGCGCAUGCUAUCCAAUCACGUCACACCUUUUUUGAGCGUUUGUUGGUCCAUCAUCCUAUGGACAUCAACAUGCUUGCUCAUGGACGGUGGAUUUAGCCGUUUUUACUUUUUAAAAUGCAUUACAUAGUAAACUUCUGAGUAUUAUGGCGGUUGCCUGAAGAGGCCACCAUUUUUAACAAUUAAAAUGCAAUUUUUUUUAUGUUUAAUUUAUCGUUUGACAGCGUUAGACUGUGUAUCUAUUAUAAUGCGUCUUUUUGUUAUAACCAGCGUUUUGUUACAAACUCAUACAAAUGUUUUUUACUCUACUUUAAGUGCUCACUUAUGAAAUUCAUCCACUUUUGUAUGUUCCAAAGAGGGAGUCAAACUUUACACAAUAAAGGAACUUUAUUCUACAGAAAUAA